This is a messenger RNA of Sinocyclocheilus anshuiensis, 4889 nucleotides long. Its product is annotated as small G protein signaling modulator 1-like. Lineage: Eukaryota; Metazoa; Chordata; Actinopteri; Cypriniformes; Cyprinidae. The record is from RefSeq and is a predicted model, not a curated record. Bases 57 to 4061 code for a protein of 1334 amino acids. Gene Ontology annotation, biological process: activation of GTPase activity. Gene Ontology annotation, molecular function: GTPase activator activity. The transcript is spliced from 26 exons.
CAGUCGAGUGUUGAGCGUCAGUGGAGUGGAGAGCGCAAGAGCCCAGUACCACAAUAAUGGCAACCACAACAGCAGAAGCCGAAACCCGUCAAAGACUGCUGCGAAACGUGAAGAAGGAGGUCAAGCAGAUCAUGGAGGAAGCAGUCACAAGGAAGUUUGUUCAUGAAGACAGCAGCCAUAUUGUCUCAUUCUGUGCUGCUGUUGAAGCCUGUGUGCUUCAUGGGUUAAAGCGGAGAGCUGCUGGUUUCCUACGAAGCAACAAGAUAGCUGCGCUCUUCACCAAAGUGGGCAAAAGCUUCCCUCCAGCUGAAGAGCUGUGCAGAAAAGCCCAGGAGCUGGAACUGGUCUUUGAAAGCAAACGAAGUCAGUCUCUCUCAUACAGCGAAAGCAGCCGUAAGAUGCCCAAAGUCCCAAACUUCUCACCUCAGGCUGUCAGACAUGUGUGGAUCCACACCGCACUCAUUGAGAAAGUGCUAGACAAGAUCGUGCUGUACCUGGUGGAAAACAGCAGUAAGUUUUAUGAGAAGGAGGCUAUCCUAAUGGACCCUGUGGACGGCCCUAUCCUCGCCUCUUUGUUAGUGGGCCCCUGUGCAUUGGAGUACACUAAAAUGAAGACGGCAGAUCAUUUCUGGACAGAUCCUUCAGCUGACGAGUUGGUGCAAAGGCAUCGUAUUCACAGUGGCCAUUGCCGACAAGACUCUCCUACAAAGAGACCUGCCCUCUGUAUUCAGAAAAGACACUCCAGUAGUAGUAUGGAUGAAAGGCCAUCUCCCUCCCCCGCUGCCAGAGACUAUGUGGAGUCUCUUCAUCAGAAUUCCAGAGCGACCCUCCUGUUCGGCAAGAACAACGUACUGGUGCAGCCGAGGGAUGAUAUGGAAGCAAUCCCAGGGUACCUCUCUCUACACCAGACGGCUGAUUGCAUGACUCUGAAAUGGACGCCAAAUCAGCUAAUGAACGGCUCCAUGGGCGAUCUCGACUAUGAGAAGAGUGUUUACUGGGACUACGCUAUGACAAUCCACCUGGAGGAGAUUGUGUACUUGCACUGUCAUCAGCAGGUGGAUUGUGGGGGAACAGUGGUUCUGGUUAGUCAGGAUGGGAUUCAAAGGCCACCGCUUCGUUUUCCCCGUGGUGGUCACCUCCUACAGUUCCUCUCCUGUCUGGAAAAUGGUCUGCUGCCUCACGGCCAGUUAGACCCGCCGCUUUGGUCCCAGAGAGGAAAGGGUAAGGUAUUUCCUAAGCUAAAGAAGAGAUGUCCACAGGGAUCCUCAGACUCUGUCUCAGACAAAGAAGAGGAAGAAGCAACAGAUUUUGUCUUCCGUAUUGUUUUCCCAAACAGUCAGUCAGAAUUUGUGGCACCAGAAUUGAUAGAUCAGGGAGCAAACAUGUGGCACCCAACACCAAGGAAAUCAUCUUGCUCUUCCUGCUCACAGAGUAGUUUCUCUGAUGGAGCACCGCCCAAUGGAUGCAAUCAUGAAAGGGCCCCUCUGAAGUUGCUGUGUGACAACAUGAAGAACCAAAUCAUCUCUCGUGCUUUCUAUGGAUGGCUGGCGUACUGCCGUCACCUGUCCACGGUACGCACUCACCUGUCUGGCCUUGUCAAUCACACUAUUGUGGAACCAGAUGUGCCCAGUGACGCCUAUGGAGGCCUCACGACAGAAGUGUGGCAGAAGUUUCUUCAAGACUGCAGCACCUAUGAGGAGAAGGAGUUACUGCGACUAGUUUAUUUCGGUGGAGUUGAGCCUUCUUUGCGAAAGGAGGUCUGGCCUUUCCUGCUGGGUCAUUACCAAUUUGGGAUGUCUGAGGCUGAGAGAAAAGAGGUGGAUGAGCAGAUGCGAGCGUGCUAUGAGCAGACAAUGAGCGAAUGGCUGGGGUGUGAGGCCAUUGUUAGGCAGAGAGAAAAAGAACAGCAUGCUGUGGCGUUAGCCAAGUGUUCGUCUGGGGUGAGUAUAGACAGCACCACACAGAGAAUAAUGCACCGUGACUCAACUGUCAGUUAUGAGUCCUCGCAGAGCUGUAGUUCAGGCAGGCAAAGAGAUUCCAGGCUGCAGAGCGACUCCAGCAGCAGUACUCAAGUGUUUGAGUCCAUUGAAGAGGUCGACCAGAUCGAGUCCGAGCCCAAGAGUGAAGAUGCCAAACAGGUUUCCAAAAUCUCAAAUGGAACACCGCAAAAUGGCACAAGUUCUCCAGACUCCGGUCUACCCUCUUCCAGAAACUUCUCCAUUACUUCUGGUCAGUCGGACUCCUUGAGCACAGAGGACAGUGGGAUACAUGACCCAAGACUUAAAGCUCAAUCACAGCUUGCAGUAUCAAAGGAGAGGUUUGCGAGUUCAUCUGGUGUGGAAGGAAAGGUGACUGAGGAAGUUGUGGCAAUAUCAGAGAGAAGCAAGAAGGCCACAGAGAGCCUUUCCGAUAAAAGGUCAGAGGUCGAGACUGAGGGGUUGAAAAUGGCUCGCAGCCACAUGACCAAAAUGGAAGUGGGCGACUCUCCAGAGAGGACUUUGACAUCAGAAAAUGAAGCACUGACAGAGCGCACUGAGUCAGAAAUUCUCAAAGUGACAGAGGUCGAGGAAUCGACUCCUCCAGAGCAGAAGAUGAAUGAGAAUCGGGUAAGUGUGGACACUGAAAGGUCCCACAUGGGAAUGAAAGAUAUCAGAGCAAUCCAAGAGGAACCUUUGGUUACAAAAGAUCAUAAGGUAUCAGAUGCACUUGAGCAGAAGGUUGUAGCUGACAUGCUGGUGUCUGUUUCAAAGGACGAUGAUACAGAGAAAGAAACCAAUGAAAUAAGCAAAGAUAAAGACUGCAAGACAUGCGUGGAUGACGUCAACGAUGUUAGUGGCACACAAAGUGCUUUAAAACCAAGUGAUAAGAAAGAGAACAAGACCAGUGAUUUACCCAGUGGAGCUGGAACAACAGUAAAGAGGAAAAUAACAUCAGUUCUCCCAAAAACCAUUGGUACAGAGCUAAGAGAAGGGAAGGAUGAUUCAAAGAGAAGCACACAUAAAGAAAUGCAGAGGAACGCUCCAGUAAUUGAGGAGACAGUGGUCCCAUUGGUGCAUGAAGCUUUUAGCACAAGAGAGAUGGGUGAAGCCCAAGAUGCAACUGAGUUAGACGAGUCUCCCUCUGCAAUUGAAAUGGAAGAGAUUCCUACAGCUAAAGUGUCCAUGGCUUGGGAAAGGAAGAGUUCACCCAAAAGCAAGGCUAGUGAGCAGGCAGCUGUACCUGUAUUGGAGCUCAGGCUGGAGGAAGCUCAUGGAAAGCCCAGCUCUGAAGGAAUGGACUCUGAGGAGCCAGAGAUGGAGAGUCUUUGCCCACAGCUGGAUUCACUUGCUGUAAACGCUGAGAAGAAUGAAGCUACCUCUCCAGUUGCCUCUAUAGGCACCACUUAUUCUCAAGAGCUUUUGGACCUGUACACUCUAAAUCUGCAUCGCAUUGAUAAAGACGUUCAGCGCUGUGACCGAAAUUACUGGUAUUUUACUCCUGCUAACUUGGAAAAAUUGCGCAACAUCAUGUGCAGUUAUAUCUGGCAGAACCUGGAAAUUGGAUAUGUCCAGGGCAUGUGUGACCUGCUCGCUCCCUUGCUAGUUAUUCUAGAUGAUGAGGCCAUGGCUUUCAGUUGUUUCACUGAACUAAUGAAAAGGAUGAAUCAAAAUUUUCCUCACGGAGGUGCGAUGGACACACACUUUGCCAAUAUGAGAUCUCUCAUCCAGAUUCUAGACGCAGAGCUGUUUGAGCUAAUGCAUCAGAACGGAGACUACACACACUUCUACUUCUGCUAUCGCUGGUUUCUUCUUGACUUUAAAAGAGAGUUGGUGUAUGAUGAUGUGUUUGCUGUUUGGGAGGUCAUCUGGGCUGCUAAGUGUGUCUCCUCCAGCCAUUUUGGGCUCUUCAUUGCUCUUGCAUUGGUGGAGAUAUACAGAGACAUCAUUCUAGAAAACAAUAUGGACUUCACAGACAUCAUCAAGUUUUUCAAUGAAAUGGCUGAGCAUCACAAUAUCAAGCAAAUUCUGACUCUGGCUCGAGACCUGGUUUGCAAAGUGCAGACGCUUAUAGAGAACAAGUAACUCUGAAACCUCUCACCUCUGUUGUUUAAAUCAUGUUCACAGUGUAACCCAUCAGCCCUUGCUACAAUACAACAGGGAACAUUUGGCCAAAGCUUAAUGAGCUUCAAGCAUAUGGUAACAUUUCCAAUGCCAAACUUCUUGAUCUACCUGCAAUCAGUCAGUGUGCAAUUUAAGAGAGUCAUCUGGCUCUUUAAUCAGGUUUUACUGAACAUCAUAGUACAUAACAUUUCAUAAACAGAUGCUGCUAAUGAGUGGUCAUUCACUGUUUGACAUGGAAUUUUAUCCUGUGUCUAAAAUGCAGUCAGGAUUACCAGUCACUAGUGACUCGUGUGCUCAGUUCCAAAACCUAGUGAGCUGCCUUGCUGUCUACUGCCUACAUAAACUUGUUGAAAAUAAACUAAAUUUGAUUCCAGUAGAAUUUGGUGUUAGUAUGUUUUUAAGCUAAUUUAAUGACACUCAUACUGGACACAGCACACACGCUCACACAUUCUGGGUAGAAUAGUCCGUUUAAAUCAGAUUUAAACUUUUAUUGAUGCUUGUCAGUGAAAACAAGUAUUUUUAAACAUUUUCUUCAUUCAUGUGAUGCUGCCUUAGAAUUUGACCAAUAGAACAUAUCUUAGAAAGCAGCAUUAUGUUGCAGAUGUGUGCCUAUGAUGCCUUAAAAUGCUGCCUAUGUAGGCAGCUCACUAGGUUUUUAAACAGAGCAAUAGUUCAGGAGUUCAGGUCAGGUGCAUUUUAUUGCUAAGAGACGCUCACACUAGAUUUCAUGCUCCAUUUGCUUUCACAUAUAUGGAGUGCACAUAUGUACACUGCUGUUCAAUAGUUUGG